Messenger RNA from Encephalitozoon cuniculi GB-M1, 1395 nucleotides. Its product is annotated as tRNA adenylyltransferase. Lineage: Eukaryota; Fungi; Microsporidia; Unikaryonidae. The transcript has a single exon. The record is from RefSeq and is marked provisional. Gene Ontology annotation, biological process: tRNA 3'-terminal CCA addition. The coding region runs from base 1 to 1395 and encodes 464 amino acids. Gene Ontology annotation, molecular function: RNA binding; ATP:3'-cytidine-cytidine-tRNA adenylyltransferase activity.
AUGGACGGCCGGAUAAACUGUACAGAGGCCGAGAAAGACAUUUUCAGCCUGAUACGGAGUCACGCCAAAGGAUUUGGAAAUGUAGUUCCGAGAGUUGCCGGAGGAUGGGUUAGGGAUAAGAUAAUGGGGAACCCCAGCUUUGAUAUGGACAUAGCGCUGGAGAAUAUAAGCGGAUAUAAGUUUGCAGUGGGACUGGUGCAGUCUGCAACAGGCCAGAAGCUUACUGAUGUUCACGUGAUAAAGGAUAAUCCAGAGAAGUCUAAGCACCUGGAGACUGCAGUUGUAAGGAUAAAUGGUUUUUGUGUCGAUUUUGUCAAUCUAAGAAAUGAAACAUACUCCGAGACCAGGAUCCCUAAUGUGAAGCCUGGAACGCCGCAAGAAGACGCCUUCAGGAGAGACCUGACCAUCAAUUCAUUGUUCUACAACCUGUUUACUGAGGAGAUCGAGGACUAUACUGGGAGGGGUCUUGAGGACAUAGGGCGCAAGGUCCUGGCAACACCGCUGGACCCAAGGACGACUCUCCUUGAUGAUCCCCUGAGGCUCGUGAGGAUUUUUAGGUUCCACUCGAAGCUUGGGUUUACGAUCGACAAGAAGAUUGAUGAAGCACUAGAGGACAAAAGAGUCAAAGUGGCAUUGGCAAAAAAGGUUUCGAACGAAAGAAUCCACAUAGAGAUAUUCAAGAUCCUCCGCUAUCCAAGAGGGCAGUAUGGGCUUUUGGAGAUAGUUAGAAGGGACUAUGUCGAGCCUAUAUUCAAACCACCAGUAGAAAGCAGGACAUCCUACGAAAAGGGGCUAGUGUUCUGCGAGGUUGUAGAGAAGAUCACCAAUCUGUGGGGGAGGCCAUACAGAAGAGAGGUUCUGAAUCUGUAUACCGUGUUAUGCUUCUUCAGCAGACUAACUGUUCCAGGCGGAAGAGACUCCGUUUUCUCUAACACCUACAUCGUGAAGACCUCCCUCCCAUCCUCCAAGAGCUUUGUAAAGAUGAUAAAUAAGAUCGAGGAGAGCCUCGUUUUUUUGGAUGGCUGCGAUAUGAAGAAGCCAAAAAAUGAAGAUCUGAUCCGGAUGGUAAGAUUCAUGGGGGAGACGUGGUAUGAAUCACUGGUGAUUUACUCUGCAAUCGAGCACAUGAGGGGGGGGCACGAAAAGUAUGAGAACGGGCUAAGGGUUAUAUAUAGUAUCAUACAGCAGGAGAUCGGAGAAUGCUACUUGUCAAGGCCAAUUAUAGACACGAGCAGGCUAGCCAAGACAUUGGAGAUACCGAAGCCAGACAUACGCUUUUAUAUCGAGGAGAGUAUCGUAUACCAACUCCUUAGUGGAACUGAAAGUCCGGAGGAGAUUGUCGACCACUUAAGAGGAAUAAAGGCUGCAAGGGAAGCAGACCAAAAAAGGCUUUAA